AUAGACGAUCUUCGGUUACAAAAAAAAAAUGGCAGCGCACAUGUGAAAGUCAUGCCAUUCCAAUGUAUCGCAUGAACACGCUGACAAUUGAGUGAGUAAAUAACUAGAUCUUGUAGCUGGUAUGUAAAUGACACGAUUAUGUUUACGUACAGCUCAGACAGAAGGCGGUAAAGAGCUGUGUACUCCUCUUCUCUGACAGCUUAGCAGAAAGUGCUAACGUUACUCUUAAUAUUAGCCUGUUAGCUAACCUUGGACUGCUCACUUGUGAUGGAGCCCGACCAACAACUGCGAAAUCUGCGGGAUUUUCUCCUGGUUUACAACCGCAUGACGGAAAUUUGCUUCCAGAGAUGCACCAGCAACUUCAAUUACAGAAACCUCACCAUGGACGAGGAGCGCUGUGUGGAUAGCUGUGCUGGGAAGCUGAUUCGCUCCAAUCACCGCCUGAUGGGAACUUAUGUGCAGCUGAUGCCUCGAAUGGUGCAGCGUCGAAUGGAGGAGAUGGAGAGCAAAGCGGCAGAGAGCGCUAAGGCAGCUGAGGCCGCAGCGUCUGCGCCCGUGGGGUCUGCUACCUCCACCGAGGGUUUACCAGUAGCUCAGCCUCCCAUCAAUCCACCUGCGCUCUUACCUCCAGCAGGGACUGAUGUCGGAUUAGAUCAGACACCCACCGUGGCUGGUCAGUCAGCUGAUAAACUUGUAGCAUCCACCUUUCCCCCUGUCUCAGGUGAAGCCACUGUGAUGCCAGAAGUGCAUGGCUCAGUCUUAAAGCCAGCAGUGUUAGGUGGUCCACUUGAGCCAGAUGCUGCAGCCACAUCAGUCUCAGGAAUCAAAAUGGCAGCUGCCACGUCAUUCACGCCCUCAACAGAAACAGCAAGUCCGUUGUUGCUUGACAAAGCUGCCAAUGGACCAUCUUAUCCAGCAGUCUUACCUGAGUCACCCGUAGCUGGUGCCCAAAUUGAGUUAGCAAACUCUAUACCGGUAUCUGCUCAGCCUCUGUCUGCACCAUCAAGACCAGUUACACUAUCAGAAGACAUGCCUGUGUCAACAGUAGCAGCUCCUGCUGUGUCUAAAGCCACAGAGAGCCUACCAGGCCAACAGAAAGCACCAGAGGUUCCUCCGCUGUCAAGCCAGUAAUGAAGCUUAGUCUUGGUCUGUCAGAGGCAGUCAGGCUCUUCACUGAUCUCGCCCCGACUUCCCUGUUAUGCCUUUUCCACCAAAAAAGUUCUGGUUCGGCUCAGGAUUCAUGGAACCAGGGUGCAAACUAAGGAACUGGCCCGCAUUUCGGCUGGUUUUUGGAGUGGAGCCACUAAAUCAUUGAUCGUGGGCGUGCACAACAGAAGUAAAUACUGCAGUGCAGAGUCUGUCCCAUCAUAUGUGUUGGAAUAAUUAGCCUACAUAAUCUGUGCCUGAUAGGGUUCAGAUUGAGAAUUAUAAAAAGUGAAUAAUUUGUUUUGUUUUUUAUGUCAUGUUUAUAUUAGCAGUUGUGUACAAAGUGUCAGGAAACCUGGAAAGGAAAUCACAAAGUUUUCUUGGUUGUUGUUUCAAUCUUUCCUUGUAGAAUAAUACACCCCCCCUCAGUUCCCUGCUAUUCUCUGGUUCCAGCUGAGAGAACCAAAUUUGCCGUUUGGAAACUAGUCUGUAUAUGGUGGAAAAGGCAUAUGAGAGUACAGACCAUCAGUAGCUCAGCUCCAAACAGCGGUAAUAACCCAUCACUGGGUAGUCCUAAAUGUGGCACCAUCCAGUGUGACUCACAUGGAAAUCCUGUUAAAAUGAGAUAGCCUGCUGUGCCAAGAAAUCAGGGUUUAUCAUACGUUUCAGUCGUAUUAAGAGCAGCAAUCUUCAUUUACAUAGCAAUUUUCGACACAAUGUUGUUUCAACACAAAGUGUUUAAGAAAUGAUAAUAACAAACCCAAUAAAUGGAUCAUUAAAAACCUCAUUUGUAAAACUGAAAACACGAUUAUGUGAUAAUAAGGGAGUCUAAAACAAGAACGAAAAUGUUAAAACGUUACAUAAACAAGCCUGUCUGUUAUAUGGCAUUUGAGAAGUGAUGCCAGCCCAAGCUCCACAGGGAUGUUUCCAAAGCCUGCAGGCCUGGAUGGCAGCAGCCUGAUCCCAUUUGGACUGGAGCCUGCACUUUGCAAUAGCCAGGAGGGCUCUGUCUGAUGAUGUCCUUGAUGCCUCAGCAGAAUCAAUCCAGAUUCUUGGCUUGUAUUGAUGUGUGGUGUCACCUUGUAUAAGAUUAUCUUUAACAAUAAAGAUGAGAAUGUUAA
Messenger RNA from Myripristis murdjan (pinecone soldierfish), 2267 nucleotides. RefSeq names its product translocase of inner mitochondrial membrane 10 homolog B (yeast) (gene timm10b). The transcript has 3 exons. NCBI's taxonomy places the organism in Eukaryota, Metazoa, Chordata, Actinopteri, Holocentriformes, Holocentridae. The record is from RefSeq and is a predicted model, not a curated record. Bases 268 to 1131 code for a protein of 287 amino acids.